Molecule: messenger RNA, 864 nt
Organism: Sinocyclocheilus rhinocerous
Lineage: Eukaryota; Metazoa; Chordata; Actinopteri; Cypriniformes; Cyprinidae
Product: glycine cleavage system H protein, mitochondrial-like
Exons: 5
Coding region: 1-492 (163 amino acids)
Biological process (GO): protein lipoylation; glycine decarboxylation via glycine cleavage system
Cellular component (GO): mitochondrion; glycine cleavage complex; cytoplasm
Source: RefSeq, a predicted model, not a curated record
AUGCUUCAGCAUUCAGCCCUGCUCACAAUCUGGUUUAAACCUGUAUUGUUUCUGCAUGGGCUGAUGCUAGAAUCCGAGUCAGUUGAGGCUUUGCCCCUCUGGGAGUCCUCAGAUGAUGCUCUGAAGUUUACAGACAAACACGAAUGGGUGAGAGUGGAAGGGACUGUGGGCACGGUUGGCAUCAGCAACUUUGCUCAGGAAGCGUUAGGUGAUGUGGUAUACUGUGGGCUUCCAGAAGUGGGAACAAAGCUUGAACAAAUGGAGGAGUUCGGUGCUUUAGAAAGCGUCAAAGCUGCUAGUGAGUUGUAUUCUCCACUGACUGGAGAGGUGACCGAAAUCAACACAAAUCUGGCAGAUAACCCGGGACUAGUAAAUAAAGCCUGCUAUGAAGACGGAUGGUUGAUUAAGAUGACCAUAGAGAAACCUGCAGAACUUGAUGAACUCCUGGAGGAAGCUGCUUAUGAAAAAUUAAUCAAAUCCCUUGAUUCAUAAAGGUGUUCAGACCUUCGUUAUUUGUUAUUAUUGAUCAUUCAGAGCCUUUAAGGAUUCCCAAUGGCUACUCUAGAAUGCCGGUGGUAGAAUUAGUACUAAUACAAUUCUUUGAAAUCUAUUUAUUUUGAUUUUGUAAUUUUCUUUUCCACCAAAAUAAUCUUUUGUAAUGUGCUAGUUUAACAAACUUGUGUAUUUUGGAGUCAAAAGCCAAAUAUUUCGAGGGCUUUUGGAAACAGUUUGAGGUGCUUUACAUGGGCUCAAACAAAGAGAGGGCUGGUUCUGCUGAUUGUCUUAAAUAGUAUAUUUGUCAAUAUUAUGUGUGUGACGUUGACGUAACAUGACAUGCAAUAAAAUUGAAAAUGUAACAUUCAA